AAUAGCAUCGCUUUAGGAUGCUGAACAAGGCACCGCUGUCGCAUCAGGACCAGAAGUCUGAAUGGGAUGGGGACGAUAAAAGAGAUCUGGAGCUGAGAAAAAUGCCAUGAGUCUGAGAGCAAUCCUGCUCUAUAUCUAAGAGGUCUUAGAGCAAACCAGCCAGGAACCUGACAUCAAAGGAAUGCACACAAGAUGUAAAUGGAGAAGCAGAAGUGUCAAGAAGAAAAACAGGACAUCUGCACAGUUGCAAAACGGAUUUGCAUUAAAAGGCAAACAACAACAUCCCAUCACUUUCCUCUAAUACAAUCCAGUACUGACAAUUAAUGUCAAGCAGCACAUCGGUGCAGCAUUAUGCUGCCUUGCUGGAAGAAACGCUGCUAAUGGAAAGAAAACAUAAGAUUCAAUGCAUUAAAUACAUAUAAAUGCAGCAGAAUGCCUUCAAAAGUCUCAUGCUUGUACGUGUUGACAGUCGUUUGCUGGGCAAGUGCUCUUUGGUACUUGGGUAUAUCCCGCCCGACAUCCUCAUAUGUCAGUGGGCAGAUGUCUUUGCCUAUUCGGAAGACUGUGAAAACCCUUAAGAACACUACGUUCAGCAACAUGCGGACGCGAACGCUGAACCCACACACCUUUGACUUUGUCAUCAACGAGCCUAAGAAAUGUGAGACGAACACGCCCUUCCUGGUCAUCCUGAUCAGCACCACACACAAAGACUUUGAUGCCCGUCAGGCCAUCCGGGAGACCUGGGGCGAUGAGAGCACCUACAGCGACAUCCGCAUCAUCACCCUCUUCCUGCUGGGCCGCAACACGGACGCCGUCCUCAACCAGAUGGUGGAACAGGAGAGCCAGAUCUUCCACGACAUUGUGGUGGAGGACUUCAUAGACUCAUACCACAACCUCACCCUCAAGACCCUGAUGGGCAUGCGCUGGGUGGCCACCUUCUGCUCCCAGGCCCAGUACGUCAUGAAGACAGACAGCGACAUCUUUGUCAACAUGGACAAUCUGGUCUAUAAGCUUCUGAAGCCCACCACCAAGCCCAAGAGGAGGUACUUCACGGGCUACGUCAUCAACGGAGGUCCCAUCAGAGACAUGCGCAGUAAGUGGUACAUGCCCAGAGACCUGUACCCAGAGGCUAAGUACCCCCCGUUCUGCUCGGGCACGGGGUAUGUGUUCUCAGUGGACGUGGCUGAGCUGAUCUAUAAGACCUCGCUGCACACCAGACUGCUCCACCUGGAGGAUGUGUACGUGGGACUGUGUCUGAGGAAGCUGGGCAUCCACCCCUAUCAGAACAGUGGCUUCAAUCACUGGAAAAUGGCCUACAGCCUGUGCAGGUACCGUCGUGUUAUCACUGUCCAUCAGAUCUCACCGGAAGAAAUGCACCGAAUCUGGAACGACAUGUCCAGCAAGAAACACCUCAGAUGCUAGCGGCACCUGAGGACAACUCAGCUUGGACUCUUCUUAAUUUUCUGACAGCAUUAGUUCUCUAUAGGCUACUAGUAUACUACUGAAUCCACUCUGUAGCUGUUGGGUGCAUGAAGCUUGUAAAGCGCAUGUUCUCAUUCAAACACAGUAAAAUUGUCUUGUUGCUAGUCAUUUUAUAAUCUGUCUAGAAUUCCAACUAUAGACUUCACAAACUCAUUUUGAUGAACAUUUACUCUCCAGUAUACAUUUUUGAAAGUAACAUUUACAAGUGAAACCAGAGUUAUUAUUGAAAGAAAAAACGAUUUAUUUGUCAGUGUAAAUCUAUCUACUUUCUGCCAAGUUCUCAUGCUGUUUUGGGGGAUGCCGUUACCCACACCAUGUCUCAUCCCUCAUCCCUCCUACCAAUCUUAUGGCUGGUCAACUACUGUACACACAAUAUACAUACAAUUUGAAAUAGCAAAUAAUGCUGCAACAAUGACAACAACAAUAUCUAUAUUCUGCAAACGUGUGAAUGUUGUUGGUUAUUUUCAUAUUGCUGCCAUUUUUUAAGAAAAUAAUACAAUUCUGCUGGAUGUACGUCACCACUAUUGGUAGUGAUGUACACAGUGUUCAAAACUACAUGUGUGGGUCAAACAGAUGCUAUACAUUUUAAUUUGACUGGGUCUUUAUGUUUAAAUAUUGGUGCAAAUGUAGGCUAACUGCCACUUCUUCUGGAAAGAAACAGAAAAAAUGCUUUUUACAUUUAGAUGUUAUUUAUUUAUUUUUUUACCCUAUUCUUACAAUGUACUUUAAGUAAUUAAUGGUGUCAUGCUACAUGCUUCUGAUAAAACUGGCUUCUAUUACUUUAUACUGUACAUAGAGAGCUGAUUAAUUAACAAUUCAUUACCACUACCAAGUAUCAACAGACAUAAAUAUAAUUUUGUCCAAGUGACAAUUUACAUAGUAACAACUAUCUACAUUCACAAAUGAAUGUAUUAGCAUGUGUAUUUGGCAUAUCUUCACUGAAGCACUGCUAUUGAAGUAAUGGGAAAUGAUAUUUUCUAGAACUUGGAUGGCUGUAAUGGUCCAAAUGUAAUUUAAGUUUUUUUUAAGUCUAGUUUUAUACUGAACAAAAAUAUAAACGCAACAUUCAACAAUUU
Molecule: messenger RNA, 2558 nt
Organism: Coregonus clupeaformis (lake whitefish)
Lineage: Eukaryota; Metazoa; Chordata; Actinopteri; Salmoniformes; Salmonidae
Product: beta-1,3-galactosyltransferase 1-like
Exons: 3
Coding region: 433-1422 (329 amino acids)
Cellular component (GO): membrane
Molecular function (GO): N-acetyl-beta-D-glucosaminide beta-(1,3)-galactosyltransferase activity
Source: RefSeq, a predicted model, not a curated record